Molecule: messenger RNA, 1397 nt
Organism: Bicyclus anynana (squinting bush brown)
Lineage: Eukaryota; Metazoa; Arthropoda; Insecta; Lepidoptera; Nymphalidae
Product: polyglutamylase complex subunit TTLL1-like
Exons: 1
Coding region: 123-1397 (424 amino acids)
Biological process (GO): microtubule cytoskeleton organization; protein polyglutamylation
Cellular component (GO): cilium
Molecular function (GO): tubulin-glutamic acid ligase activity; ATP binding; tubulin binding
Source: RefSeq, a predicted model, not a curated record
UGGUUUAUUGACAUAUUUAUGUCAAUAGUGCAAUCUUUGAAAAAAUAUUAAUUCGUUAUAAAAAUAUUAUUUCCGUAUGUUUUCACCAAAUUUUCUAUAAAACAAUAUUCACCUAUAAUGUAAUGACAACUAGCAAGGAGAAGUGUCGUAUUUUUAAUAGAAAAGAGAAGAUAUUAAAAUUCUGUACCGACUUUGAAAAAUCUGCUGUGAUAAAUAGUUUUCUAAAACGUGGGUGGGAUCAGGUCACACCUCACGAAGAUUGGAAUAUUUACUGGUCUAGUACGUUAAAUUGUCGAGCACUGUUUAAUAGUGGUACACUUCAAGACAAUCAAUUCAUCAACCAUUUCCCAAAUCACCAAGAACUGGUGCGUAAAGAUUUGUUAGUGAAAAACAUUCGUCGCUAUCGCAAAGACCUAGAAAAGGACCGCAAUCCUGUCGCAGACAAAUAUCAAGAGACUCUCCCUGGCGGUGGAUCAGUCACACGUUAUUUAUAUUUAGAUUUUCUUCCCACUACUUAUGUUCUCCCCACUGACUAUAACAUAUUUAUCGAAGAAUACAAAAAGUUUGGACAAUCAACGUGGAUCUUAAAACCUUGUGGUAAAUCUCAAGGCGAUGGCAUAUUUUUGAUAAACAGCUUAACCAAAUUGAAGAAGUGGUUUCGGGAAUCCAAGAAACACUCAUCACCUAAUCUAUCAAGUAAAGACGUGUACGUUAUAUCUCGCUACAUCAAUAAUCCUCUUUUGAUCGGCGGAAAGAAAUUCGAUUUGAGAAUUUACGUUUUAGUCACAUCGUUUCGUCCUUUAAAAGCUUACAUAUACCGGAAUGGGUUUUGCAGAUUCUGUGCCAUAAAAUACGAUACGAGGGUAACAGAACUCGACAACGUAUACGUUCACCUAACCAAUGUUAGUGUUCAAAAGCAUGCCGAGGAAUAUAACAGUGAACACGGAGGUAAGCUGAGUCUCAAUAACUUUAAACUAUAUUUAGAAGGCACACGAGGCUUAGAUGUGACGAAACGGUUAUUCAAAGAUAUCCAUUGGCUGAUUAUACAUUCUCUUAAGGCUGUGACUGUGGUAAUGUCGAAUGAUCGCCAUUGUUUCGAGUGUUUCGGUUACGAUAUUAUUAUUGACGACAAUUUGAAGCCGUGGCUUAUUGAAGUGAAUUCAUCGCCCUCUAUGACAGCAACGACUCAAAGCGAUAGAAUACUGAAGAAUAAAUUAGUGGAAAGUAUUUUAUCAGUUGUUCUUCCACCAAAUGGAAUUCCAGAUGUCCGGUGGAAUAAAACGCCUUCGGAUGCAGCUAUUGGAGACUUUGACAUACUUAUCGAUGAGGAUGCUUUAUAUAGAAAUAAGUUUGCUGACGACGACAAUGACAAUGGUAAAAAGUUAAGAAUCUCAUAA